This is a messenger RNA of Chlamydomonas reinhardtii, 5517 nucleotides long. RefSeq lists its product as uncharacterized. The record is from RefSeq and is a predicted model, not a curated record. Gene Ontology annotation, biological process: glutathione metabolic process. The transcript is spliced from 34 exons. Gene Ontology annotation, cellular component: cytosol. Gene Ontology annotation, molecular function: 5-oxoprolinase (ATP-hydrolyzing) activity. NCBI's taxonomy places the organism in Eukaryota, Viridiplantae, Chlorophyta, Chlorophyceae, Chlamydomonadales, Chlamydomonadaceae. Bases 338 to 4663 code for a protein of 1441 amino acids.
UUUAACCGAAGACCGCUUCGCUUACUUCUUCGCUGCAUUGCGAGCGAUUCAUGACCAUGUUGCACAAUUACCAUUAAAUAUGCAUGUUGUGAAUCACGUUUGCAAUAUGUCUAGUGUUUGACACGGUGGCGCCAGCACACUGCUCGCUCAGCGCCAAGUUGGACUCUACGCGAUUAUUUCGCAGUGCCAUUGCCUGCGCGAGCUCCGUGUAGACCACGGUGAAUACAGCAAGUUGAUUCAGGUUAUAGUUUCCCCCAGAGACCAAGCGACCCUGCGCACGUGCAGAAUCCGCAAGCGCAAGCUUUGCAGCGCGGUCGGCAGCUCCUAGGACAGCGCCAUGCGCGACUUUCACUUCUCAAUCGAUCGCGGAGGGACCUUUACGGACGUGUUCGCUGAGGUCCCAGACGGCAAGGGCGGCACCAAGUUCAAGGUGCUGAAACUGCUGUCUGUGGACCCGGCCAACUACCCGGAUGCGCCGCGCGAGGGCAUUCGCCGCGUGCUGGAGGAGGUCACAGGCAUCCCGCACCCCCGCGACGUGCCCCUGGACACCCGCCGCAUCGCCUCCAUCCGCAUGGGCACCACCGUGGCCACCAACGCGCUGCUGGAGCGCCGCGGCGAGCGCACGGCGCUGGCAGUGAGCGAGGGCUUCCCCGACCUGCUGCACAUCGCCAACCAGUCGCGGCCAAACAUCUUUGACCUGGAGGUCCGCUCGCCCCACCCCCUGUACGAAGAGGUGGUGGAGGUGGGGGAGCAGGUGGUGCUGCCGCUGGGCGACAGCGCCAGUCAGCGCAAUGGGGCGCAGGCGGCCAGCAACAGCAGCCGCUACCCGCCCCAGGGCAGUCUGGAGGCCGCGGUGACGGGCGAGGUGGUGGAGGUGCGGCGGCGGCUGGAGGAGGAGCGCCUGCGGGCCGACCUGCAGGGCGUGCUGUCUCGCGGCAUCCGCAGUGUGGCAGUGGUGCUCAAGCACGCAGCCAUCUACCCCGCACACGAGCGCCGAGUGGGCGACAUCGCGAGGGAGAUGGGCUUCGAGCAGGUGUCUCUGAGUCACGAGGUGAUGCCCAUGGUGAAGAUGGUGCCGCGCGGCUUCACGGCGGCCGCCGACGCCUACCUCACACCCCACAUCAAGCGCUACCUGGCGGGCUUUGUGGGCGGCUUUGACGCCGGGCUGACCGCUGAGGGCGGCGCCGUGCAGCUGCUGUUCAUGCAGAGCGACGGCGGCCUGUCGCCCGUGGACGCCUUCUCGGGCCACAAGGCCAUCCUGUCCGGCCCCGCGGGCGGCUACGUCGGGUACGCACUCACCACGCGCUGGGCGGGACUGGACCUGUCCAAGCUGCAGGUGAUUGGCUUCGACAUGGGCGGCACCAGCACGGACGUCAGCCGCUACGCGGGCAGCUACGAGCACGUGUUUGAGACAACCACCGCGGGAGUCACCAUACAGGCUCCCCAGCUGGACAUCAACACAGUGGCUGCGGGCGGCGGCAGCAGACUCAUCUUCCGCAACGGCCUGUUCAGCGUGGGCCCGGAGAGUGUGGGCGCGCACCCCGGCCCGGUGUGCUACAAGAAGGGCGGCUCGCUGGCCAUCACGGACGCCAACCUGCAGCUGGGGCGCAUCCUGCCAGAGUUCUUCCCAAAGAUCUUUGGCCCCAAGGAGAAUGAGCCGCUGGACGCCGCCGGCACCGACGCCGCAUUCCGGGCGGUGGCGGCGGAGGUGAACGCACACGAGGCAGCCACGGGCGCGCCCUCGCUCAGCGGUGUGGACGAGGUGGCCAUGGGCUUCAUCCGGGUGGCCAACGAGGCCAUGUGCAGGCCCAUCCGUGCGCUGACCCAGAUGCGCGGCUACGACGCCGCCGCGCACGUGCUCGCCUGCUUCGGCGGCGCCGGCGGCCAACACGCCUGCGCCAUUGCGCGGGCCCUGGGCAUGUCCACAAUCUUCGUGCACCGGUACGCGGGUGUGCUGAGUGCCGUGGGCAUCCACCUCGCGGACGUGGUGGCGGAGGUGCAGGAGCCCGCGGCGGACAAGCUGGCAGCGCCGGAGGCGGCGGCGGCAGCAGGUGGUGGUAGCGGUGGUGGUGGUGGUGGUGGUGGUGGUGGAGGCAGUGGUGGUGUGCCGGCUGACAUUCUGGAGAGGCAGGCGCGGCUGAAGGCGGCGGCGGUGCAGAAGCUCCUGGACCAGGGUUUUGACCGCUCCCAGAUCACCACCGAGCGCUACCUCAACCUGCGCUACCACGGCACAGACGUCGCAGUCAUGACCGCCGAACCCGCCGGCAGCCGCAGUAGCAGCAGCAGCGGCAGUAGCAGCGGCAGCAGCAGCGGCAGUAGCAGCUACGGCGAGGCGUUUGCGGCGGCUUACCGGCGCGAGUUCGGGUUCGUGUUGGACCGGGAGGUGUGGAUCGACGACGUGCGUGUGCGCGCGGUGGGCAGGGCGCGGCCGCUGCCCGACGACGCCGCGGCGGAGGCGGAGCCGCCAGGCCCGCUCCCGGAGCCGCUGACCACCACCGCCGCCUUCUUCGAACCCGCCGGCCGCCAGCCCACGCCCGCCUUCGACCUCAACAGCCUGCGGCCCGGCCACACGCUGGCGGGGCCGGCACUGCUCAUCGACGCCAUCUCGACGGUUGUGGUGGAGCCGGGCUGGCGCGCCACGAUCACCGGCACACACAACAUCCGAAUGGACGCGGAAGAGCCCAGCGACCCCAAGAAGAAAGCCGGGGCGGGGGCAGCAGCAAAGGCGGCGGCGGCGGCUGUAGCAGGCGGGAAGGGGGGGCAGGCUGUAGCAGCGGAGGCGGCGGAGGCGGCGGAGGCGGCGGCGGCGGCUGUGGAGUGCGACCCGGUGCGGCUGGCGAUCUUCAGUCACCGCUUCAUGGGCAUUGCGGAGCAGAUGGGGCGCACGCUGCAGCGCACCUCUGUGAGUGUGAACAUCAAGGAGCGGCUGGACUUCAGCUGCGCCCUGUUCGGACCCGACGGCAGCCUGGUCGCCAACGCGCCGCACCUGCCCGUGCACCUGGGGGCCAUGAGCGAGGCCGUCCGGUUCCAGGUGUCGUACUACGGCCCGGGUGGCCCGGGCGCCGCUGAGGGGCUGUCGGAGGGCGACGUGCUCCUGAGCAACCACCCACAACUGGCGGGCGGCAGCCACCUGCCCGACAUCACAGUCAUCACACCCGUGUUUAGCGGCGGCGACACCAGAGGCGGCGGCGGCGGCGGCGGCGGCGGCGGCGGCGAGGAUGAUGGCAGUGGGCCCAGUGGCGGGGGGAAGGGGAAGCGGAUUGUGUUUUUCGUGGCCAGCCGCGGCCACCACGCCGACAUCGGCGGCAUCUCGCCCGGCAGCAUGCCCCCCACCUCCAAGCUCCUGGUGGAGGAGGGCGCCGCCAUUGUGAGCUUCAAGAUCGUACGGCAGGGCGUGUUCCAGGAGGAGGGCAUCACGCAGCUGCUGCUGGCUCCGGGCCGCCUGGCCGCCUCCAUCCCCGGCAUCAGCGGCACACGCAACCUCAGCGACAACCUCAGCGACCUCAAGGCCCAGGUGGCUGCCAACACGCGCGGGAUCCAGCUGGUGGGCGAGCUGAUCGCCGAGUACGGGCUGGGCGUGGUCACCGCCUUCAUGAGGCACAUACAGGCCAACGCCGAGGCCAGUGUGAGAGCGAUGCUGCGCCAAUUCAGCGAGCGACAGGGUCUGCCCGAGGUGGGCUCUGUGACGGCCGCUGACAUAAUGGACGACGGCACGCCCAUCCGCCUCACCGUCACCAUCGACCGGCGGGACGGCUCGGCCCUGUUUGACUUCGAGGGGACAGGCCCGGAGGUGUACGCCAACCACAACGCGCCGCCGGCCGUCACCUACAGCGCCAUCAUCUACAGCCUGAGGUGCCUGGUGGCGUCCGACAUACCGCUCAACCAGGGCUGCCUGGCACCCGUCACGGUGCGCAUCCCGCCCGGCUGCAUCCUCAACCCCGGCGACACGGCGGCGGUGGUGGGCGGCAACGUGCUGACCAGCCAGCGGGUGACGGACGUGGUGCUGCGCGCCUUCACCGCGGCGGCGGCGUCGCAGGGCUGCAUGAACAACUUCACGUUUGGCGACGAGCAGAUGGGCUACUACGAGACCAUUGCAGGCGGCGCGGGCGCUGGGCCCGGCUGGACCGGCCGCAGCGGCGUGCACACACACAUGACGAACACGCGCAUCACGGACCCAGAGAUUCUGGAGCGCAGGUACCCGGUGGUGCUCCACGCCUUCAAGCUGCGGAAGGGCUCGGGCGGCCGCGGCUGCUGGCGCGGCGGCGACGGCGUCAUUCGGGAGCUUGAGGCGCUGCGGCCGCUCACUGCCGGCAUCCUGUCGGAGCGGCGCGCCGUGCGCCCCUUCGGCCUGUGCGGCGGCGGCGACGCGGAGCCCGGCCUCAACCUUCUGGUCCGCGCCGGGGGCCGCACCGUCAACCUGGGCGCCAAGGCCACCGUGCACCUGGAGGCAGGCGACCGGCUGCGCAUCCUCACACCGGGCGGCGGUGGCUUCGGACCCGAGGGCGCGGACGCGGCGGCGGCGGCGGCUCUGAAGCGGCGGCGCCUGGGCGGAGAGGGGGGAGACGGCGGGGAGGGGGGUGAGAGCGGGCCGGCGGCUAAGCGGCAGGCUGUGGCGUUGAAGGGGAGUGUGGAGGAGUACCGGCGCGCGCAGGAGACGGUGUGAGGGGCGGUGGCGUGUGGGAUGGGUGGGCGCGCAGAGGGUUCUGACAGGAGCCGGCGGGUCACGGCAAUGGAGGGGCCGAGGCAGUUCACUCGAGGGGGUUGAGCGGGAGGCGGCGGCGGAGUGCAUGGUUUGUGUGUGUGGGCUGGUGGACUCGUGAGCAGCGGGUCGCUGUGGUGUCGGUGCCGUUGAGAGCUCUCUCUCUUGAAGUGUCAAGGCCGUCGUGUGGGUGGCCAGCAGGAAUUAUGGACAGGACGGGGAGGGGGCGCUGUAACAAACACCUUCGACGACGAGGCCAAUGAGGCCCCUGGCAGGCUGCGACGGCCCCGUGGACACAAUGGGGAACUGGGGCCAGGGGGGGCGCUGAGCCGCUGACCGACAAGGACUCGGUUGAUUCCCACGGGCUACGGCCAUCGAGAGUACUCAUGGACCCACACGCAUGUGCAGCCGGGGCCAAGGUCGGGGCUGCUGCAAGAGGCCUAGAGCUGCUAAUCCGCUUUCCCGCGGGGCCUGCAGCCGUCGCCCUGACGCCCUGUUACAGCGGCUGCACCACCUGGACCAAUGGGACAUGUGUGGCUAGGCCGCCCUGGAGCUAGCCGCAGCCGAGCCGCCGCAGCCGCUUGACAGGAAGCGUGCGCGUGACAGUUACCCCGUAGCAGUGUGAUGAACUAACCGCAUGGUUGUUUGGGAGGGUAGAAUGCGAGGGCCUGAUUGCAGGGGUGCAUGACUGCAUAAUUGUGAACUGUCCGUGUAGUGUGCGAUGGGACAUGGGCAGGUUGCGUAGAACCAGCGGUGUGGCUGAAGCAUUCGGUGGCGCGCUGCUGCGCUGUCUGUCCUCGCGCUAGCGCGCUACUCUA